AUGCCCGCUGCGGCGCCCCUGCUUACCGUCGUGCUCCCUCCGCCGCUCGCUGAUGCCCGCGACCACCGCGCUCAUUGCUCGCCCACAUCACCCCGCCGCCUGCCGCUGCUCAACGCCGCCCCCGCGCUGCCGUCCGCCACGGCCGGAGCUCCGCCUCCGCGGGCUCCUGGCGACGCCCGCGCGCCUUGGCCGCCACUUGCCGCGCCGUGGCUGCGCCCGCGACCGUGCUGCUCGCCGCCCCUGGCGCCACUUCCGCCGGGCCGCUGCCGGCGCCGCUUGCCUUCGCGGCCGCGCGUUGGCCGUGGCUCCUGCUACGCGUGCCCGACCGGAUUCCCGUAG
Messenger RNA from Aegilops tauschii subsp. strangulata, 339 nucleotides. The record is from RefSeq and is a predicted model, not a curated record. NCBI's taxonomy places the organism in Eukaryota, Viridiplantae, Streptophyta, Magnoliopsida, Poales, Poaceae.